AUGGCCUCCGAACCUGUCAAUGUGAAUGAGUUCCGAGAAUUGGCUAGGGAAGUUCUUCCAAAAAUGUACUAUGAUUUCUAUACUGGGGGAGCUGAGGACCAGCACACGCUAAAUCAGAAUGUUGAUGCAUUUCGCAGAAUCAUGUUGCGCCAUAGAGUUCUUGUAGAUGUUAGCAGAAUAGAUAUGUCAACUAUAAUGAUUGCUCCUACAGCUAGGCAUCAGUUAGCCCACCCCGAAGGAAAGGUCGCCACUGCUAGAGCAGCAGCAGCAUGCAACACCAUAAUGGUUUUAUCCAACAUAUCUACGUGCACUGUGGAGGACGUUGCUUCCAGCUGCAAUGCUGUUCGUUUUUUAAGUUUCUAUCCUGCCUACUGGGGCUCAAGCCAUCAAAUGGUACCUUUCCUGAACAGACUUGGUCGAAGAGAGGCAGACAUAAAGAAUAGAAUGGUUGCACCUCAGUUGAAGAACUUUGAAGGCAUUUUAUCAACUGACGCAAACUCUUUGUAUGAUCCAAGUGAAAGUACAUGUUUAUCUAUGUGGAUGACACUAACUCUGCAUGAUGAAGGAUCGAAAGUGGAAGCUUUUGUCAAAGAGACGUUUGAUGCUUCUUUGUGCUGGGAGCCAAGUGUAAAGAUCCUAUUUGGAUGUCUAAAUGAAUGGCUGAGAUCACCUUGUGAUGUAAGGGAUCCAGCUACUGUGCCAAACGGUUAUAUUCCCUCACUCCAAGUGCGUGAGGCUGAGAGAUUGAAUAGAAAUGAAAAUUCCUCUGCUGCACGUAUAGCAGAGCAGUUUUUGCCAGACAUAGAGUGGUUGAAAUCUAUUACAAACUUGCCAAUUCUGAUCAAGGGAGUACUCACUCAUGAAGUUGCAAGAAAGGCUGUGGAAGUAGGUGUUGCUGGGAUUGUUGUCUCCAACCAUGGAGGCCACCAACUAGAUUAUACUCCUACCACCAUUUCUGUCCUGGAAGAGGAAGUUGAUGCUGUUGGAGGAAAAGUUCCUGUUCUGCUUGAUGGAGGAGUAAGGCGAGGAACAGAUGUGUUCAAGGCAUUAGCCUUGGGUGCACAAGCUGUCCUUGUUGGAAGGCCUGUAAUCUAUGGCCUUGCAGCAAACGGAGAACACGGCGUGAGACGGGUUAUCAAAAUGCUGAAAGAUGAGUUUGAGCUCACUAUGGCCCUCUGUGGCUGCCCUGGUGUUAUGGAUAUUACCAGGAGCCAUGUGAGAACAGAAUGUGAUAAACUCCACUCCAUGCUUUGA
Messenger RNA from Prunus armeniaca (apricot), 1254 nucleotides. Lineage: Eukaryota; Viridiplantae; Streptophyta; Magnoliopsida; Rosales; Rosaceae. The record is from the annotation of a GenBank genome assembly.